Messenger RNA from Sinocyclocheilus rhinocerous, 1203 nucleotides. RefSeq names its product vicilin-like seed storage protein At2g18540. NCBI's taxonomy places the organism in Eukaryota, Metazoa, Chordata, Actinopteri, Cypriniformes, Cyprinidae. The annotation marks the transcript as partial. The record is from RefSeq and is a predicted model, not a curated record. The transcript has 3 exons. Gene Ontology annotation, molecular function: GTP binding.
AUCGACACUCCAGGACUGUUUGAUACUGAACUUACUAAUGAAGAGAUCCAGAGAAAAAUCAGCCAAUGCAUCUCCAUGAUCCUGCCUGGACCGCAUGUGUUUCUCCUGCUGAUUCCACUGGGACGAUUCACUAAAGAAGAGGAAACAUCAGUGAAGAUCAUCCAAGAGACGUUUGGUGAGAAAUCUUUAAUGUACACAGUGGUGCUCUUCACUAGAGGAGACGAUCUGAAGGACCAAACCAUUGAACAGUGUUUGGGAAAACCUGGAUCUGCUUUAAUGAAGCUGAUUGAAGCGUGUGGAAACAGAUACCAUGUGUUCAAUAAUAAUCAGACUGGAGACCGAACACAGGCGUCUGAUCUACUGGAGAAGAUAGACGCCAUGGUGAACGCAAAAGGAGGGAGUUUCUACUCAUGUAAGAUGUUCAGAGAGAUGGAAAGAGAAAGACAAGAACAACAGAAGAAAAUCCUGAUGGGCAGAGUCAGAGAAACAGAAGAGAAAAUGAAGAAACAUGAAGAAGAGAUGAGACGAGAACGAGAGACAUUUAAAAAUGAAACUGAGCAACUGAAGCAAGAAAAAGAGAAAAAAAGAGAAGAAUAUAUAGAAAGAGUAGAAAAAUAUAAAACGCAAAUACAAGAGCAAGAGAGAGAGAUACGAGAUGAGAUGAGACGAGAACGAGAGACAUUUAGACAUGAAAUAGAGGAAAUGAAGCAAGAAAAAGAGAAAGUGAAGAAAGAAAAGGAAAAAUAUCAAAAGGAAAUAGACAGACUGAUGAACAGAAUAGAGAAUGAAAGAGAGAAUCAUGACAAAGAGAGAAAGAGAAGAGAAGAAGAGUUUAAUGAGAGAGAAGAACGAUAUAAAACACUUAUGAAAGAGAAAGAAGAGGAGAGUGAGGAAAAGAUGUGCAAGGAGAUGAAGAGAGAACGAGAGGAAUGGGAGAAACAGAAACUAGAGGAAGAGACGAGAAGAGAAGAAGAGGAUGAGAAAAGAAGAGAGAAAGAACAGAGAGUUCAUGAUGAAUUUAAUCAGAGACUGAAAGAAGUACGAGAGAGAAAGAAAAGAGAGAAAGAAGAUCUUCAGUCUAAACAUGAAGAAGAAGACAAGAUGAAGAUCCUGAUGGAGAAACUGAAGAUAGAAAGAGAAGAACUGAUGAAGAAACAUGAAGAAGAGAAAGAGAGAAUGAAGAUGAUGAUGGAGGAAGAACGA